Molecule: messenger RNA, 4068 nt
Organism: Toxotes jaculatrix (banded archerfish)
Lineage: Eukaryota; Metazoa; Chordata; Actinopteri; Toxotidae
Gene: foxm1
Product: forkhead box M1
Exons: 9
Coding region: 173-2203 (676 amino acids)
Biological process (GO): regulation of DNA-templated transcription; G2/M transition of mitotic cell cycle
Molecular function (GO): sequence-specific DNA binding; DNA-binding transcription factor activity
Source: RefSeq, a predicted model, not a curated record
CAUGUAAAUAACACUAAACGAAACAGUAUUUCAUCAUGGAUUCUUUGAUUCAGCCUCGAAUAUGAAUAGAUUGUUUCAACCACCCGUAGCCGACCAGUCAAGCGCUAUUGCCUGAAAUAUCGCAGUAGUAUGAAGGAUACCAGUAAACACCAAGGUGCUUUUCAGUGAUUUGAUGACCAUGAGACGCAGCCCAAGGAGACCGCUGAUCCUCAAAAGAAGAAAGUUGCCUUUUCAGCAAAAUGAUCCCACAGCAGCUGAAUCGCAAAGCCAGUUUGGUGCAUCCAGCUCCAAAGAACCUUCAAAAUCAGCUGCGAGUCAGUGCUUCCCUGAUGGGAUCCGCAUAAUGAAUCACCCCUCCAUGUCUCACACUCAGGUUGUUGUCAUUCCUAAAACAGCAGACCUUCAAAGUGUCAUUGGGGCCCUCACUGCCAAAGGCAAAGAGUGUGGUGUCCAGGGACCAAACAAGUUCAUCCUUCUGAGUGAGAAUGGUAGCAGCGACAAUGGAUCUUUUUGUCAGACUGCUGCUGAAGGGGAUGACAUCUCUACAUGUUGUACAGAUGGACAGCCAGAGAAAACAGAAGCCAUGCACAACUCCCCUGAUGUUAAACAUCUCACUGGAAUUAAACCACUGAACAAGGAUCUGGAGUGUGGUCCUUUAGAUGACAGCCUCACCAACAUUCAGUGGCUGGGUAGAAUGAGCACAUGUGCCUUCGAAGCAGAUCCUACCAAGCAGAUGACCAACAAGGAGAACCAAAACCCAAAUCCACAGUUGUUCCAGGCACACAAUACACAAAUCAGUGCAGAAGCUGUUCAACAACCCAUGUCAGAGAGGCCACCAUACUCCUACAUGGCCAUGAUCCAGUUUGCUAUCAACAGUAGGAAGAACAGAAGGAUGACCCUGAAAGAGAUAUACAUGUGGAUUGAGGACCAUUUCCCUUACUUCAGAGAGGUUGCCAAACCAGGAUGGAAGAAUUCCAUCCGCCAUAACCUCUCUCUUCACGACAUGUUCAUUCGCGAGACGUCACCAGAUGGUAAAAUCUCUUUCUGGACCAUCCGGCCUGAGGCAAAUCGAUGCCUCACUCUUGAUCAGGUGUACAAGCCUGGUUGUGACCCAAUGACUGCUCCUGUCCCGGUGCCAAUGCUUUUAUUACCCCACCAACAACAAAAGAGGAUGCUUCCUGAUGCAAGAAAGACACCAGCUGGCUCUGAGAGAAGGAUGAAGCCUCUUCUCCCUCGAACCGAUUCUUACUUGGUCCCGAUCCAGCUCCCUGUCAGCUCCUCUGUUUACCUGCCGUCCUCGUCGGCCCCAUUUCCCCCCUCUUGCCCACAACAGAAACGGAACAUGUCACGUGGAGCCAAGAGAGUGCGGAUAGCUCCUAAGGUGACCCAAAGCGAUGCCCCAGCUGUGGUAGUGUGUCCACAGAAGGACAAAGACCAGAAGGAAGAGAUGAAGGAGGAGCCAGCAUGUGUGCCAAUAAAAUGCGAGACUCCUAAAGCCCUUCCAAAGAGACAGGCCAGCAGCUCUAGACGUAAACAACGCCUGGUUCACUCUCAGCAUGAGGAGCCCGUCCUCCUCUGUCCUGACAAUACUUUCUUUGACUCUGGCGUAGCCUCUGACGCUUCGACUUUCCACGACAUGCAAGAUACUGAGCUGGAUGAUCACCAGCAUGAGCAGCACAGCCCGGACCGGGAGUUUUCCUUCAAGACUCCCAUAAAGAGCAGCAGCCAUCUGACCUCCUCCACCCCCAGCAAGCCCCCAUCUAGUGUCUUACCCGAGCCCUGGAAAGUGACCCCUGUGGGAAAAGGGAGCCAAAACGUUCUGGACUUCAGCCCUAUUCGCACACCGGGUGGUCCCGCUGUCACCCCACGGCAUGACUACACCACGUUUAGUUUCAACAGCACUCCCUUUAAAGACUGGCCUCUGUUUAGCUCCCCCAGAGAGCUGCUCACGUCUGCUCCCCCCCGAGCAACCAGACCAACAGACUCUCCCAUCGAAUGCCUUCAAAGCAGCUUCUCCAGAGAGCUGCUUCAGGCAGGAGGUGCCACACCCGCUAACCGCUCAAUCACAGAGGGCCUUGUCCUCGAUACCAUGAACGACAGCCUGAGUAAGAUACUAGUGGACAUCAGCUUCUCUGGUUUGGAUGAUGACGACCUAGGUAUGGCUAACAUCAGCUGGUCCGAGUUCAUCCCACAGUUUAAGUAGCCUGAGGGCCAAAACACAUUUCGUUUUAUUUAUGUUUUCGAUUGAAGGCAGUUUCAUAUGUUUUCCAGAACACUAUGGUUGGGAAAGCCCACACAGAAACGGCAAAGCAGGUGCAAAUCUAGGAAAAAUUGAAAUUGAAAUUUACUGUGGAAAUUUUCAGAUUUGGGGACUGUAACAACUGGGUUAAAAGAAACAUUAUAUUGUUUCAUGAUGAUCACUGAAAUUAUUCAACCUGAGACUGAGACACAAAGUACAAGUAAAUGUAGAUAACAUAGUAAGGCAAGUCACAAAUAUGAAGCAUACUCUCUGAUUUGUCUCGGAGAUAAAUAUUAAAUAACUGACUUGUACAUGGAUUAAAGGUAGAAUCCAAAAUGUUUUAUAAUUUAAUAUAUUUUUCUGUCCAUCUGGUAGAAAGUGACAGAGCGCCAAGAAAAAUACUUUUACUGUGGUUGUCUGGUUCACAGAAGCAAAUUUCUUCUCCUCAGUAGUCGAUUGAUCAGUACUCAUAUUCACUGCUUAAAAACACCAAAAUGAAACUUAACAAAAGCAACACUAGAUGCUUUCGUAGUUUGAAUGUGCUUAAAUUUGCGAAUUGUAGCUGUAAUAUAAAGGAUGUAACCUUCCAUUUGAUUUCCGUAGUCUUUCAUAUGAGCCUUUUAAUACCUUUAAUGUUCAAGUAUAUUCCAGCCUCAUAUGAUUUGCUUUCUUUUGCAUCUGCUUUGCUUUGUUGGGAUGUUUUUGACUGCCGGAAAUUAAGUAACUUUUUUUUUUUUUUUUAAAAGAAUGACAGGGACACUUUAAUUUUAAUGACCAGGUCAAAUUAGCAAGCUGCUCAUGUGUCGCUACUCACAUUGGAUGUUUCUCUCCACCUCUGACUUACAUUUUUUCAUUGGCUGCAUCACUGCUGAACAGCCUCAGUGUCACUCUUAUUUCUGUCUGUAAAACUUUACACAUGGUCCUGUUUUCUUUUAUCAUCUGUCCUACCUGUCACAUCCUUUCUGUACUCUUGAAGGAAUCGCGAAAGAAAAGAAAUGUGUCUAAGUGUAUAUGUACGUUGAUUUGCACAUUUUUAAUAUAUAAUUUAGCUUUUACAUGUAAAUGGUAAGACAUUAUAUUGCCCGAUCAGCCAGUGAGAUGCUUAAGUGCCAUUUGGUGCAGUCAGCUUCCUGGAAUCAACUUUUAGACUUUUAGAUUGUGAAGCAGGAUUGUUAGCAAUAAAGAAAUGGAUAAGUAAUACAGAUAGCACUAACAGCAAUAGGAUUGUUAUGUUAUAUAAUUGUUAUGUUUAUUGUAAAACUCUUCAUCACAGUAAUUGUUCUUCAGUUUGCCAGUAUCAACUUCAGGGCACUUUGUACCUGAGAGAGGGACAUUUUGCAUGCCGUCAGCACAACAUUUUGCAUCGUCUUUUGGAAACCAAAUGCUUGAUAUUUUGUAUCUAUCUAGCACAGAUUGUAUUUGUUUUCAGUGAGAAUUCAUACUGCCUUUUUUUUUUUUUGUCCUGAAGCGCAAUCAGGAAAACAGGGGAAAAUGUUUUGCAGAACAGUGUUUGCAGCACCAUCUUUGGAGGAUUGAAUGAGAUGUGAACCCAUUUUUUGACGACGCCUCAAAAUAAUGUAGGUUUGACAGCACGUGUGUUCGUGCAUGAGCAUUGUUACACUGCAGUAGCUUGAUCUGUUUACAGUUGGUGCUGAAUGGUAGAGAAGAGUGGAAUGUUGUGGCUUCUGGCAAAUAGCUUUCACAACAUGUGCCUUGUUGGUGUUUCUAUGACUGUACAAUAAAACUGUUGGUGUUGGUGCCUCAUCUGCCUCGAUCAGCUCACAUUUAAUCAGUGUAAAUAAGGUGCAAUUUCUACAACCUCAACACAA